AUGUCUUCCCAAAACACAGACCAGGCCGACUCCUCUCAAGCCCUCAAAUGCGUUGAGUCUCGCCUUGCCAACGAGGAGGAUCGCACCGCACUUAUCAGCAGAAUCAACGCCGUCAUCGCUUUCAACAUCGGUAGUGAAUCUUGGUCUGUCGAUCUCAAGCAGACGGGCACAAUUUCUAAGCCUGCAAGCGAGAGUCGCGACAUGACUAUAACUGUCUCUGACGAAGAUUUUAUGAAAAUACACAACAAGAAGCUCAAUGCUCAGAUGGCAGGAAUGCAAGGCAAACUUAAAUUUGAUCCUAAAGAUAUGGGACUGCUUCACAAAGUGGCAUACUUGUGGUAA
This is a messenger RNA of Akanthomyces muscarius, 342 nucleotides long. RefSeq lists its product as uncharacterized. The coding region runs from base 1 to 342 and encodes 113 amino acids. Lineage: Eukaryota; Fungi; Ascomycota; Sordariomycetes; Hypocreales; Cordycipitaceae. Gene Ontology annotation, cellular component: cytosol. The transcript has 3 exons. The record is from RefSeq and is a predicted model, not a curated record.